UACAAUGAUAUAUUCCACCCUACCUAUUCCUAACAAGGCUUCAUUCAUGUCUUUGUUGUAGUCUAUUAAUUGUACUCUUUUUGUUAGUCAUUUUCUUCUUUAUUCCGCUCAAAUGAAAAUGUAUGACUUCUGUAUACGAGCAAAAAUGGGGAGUUUACUUUGAGCCGAGAGCUGGCAAAAUCAGCUGAUCGCACUGCUGUACCCGUCCCUGCAUCAAGACAGCCAAGGAGUCACCGAGUGACACACUCUCCUCUCUAUGCCUCGUCCAAGGAAUGUAUAUGUAGAAUCCUUGGCUUCGCCUGAGGUUGUCGGUCACUUGGCAUAUAUAGUUUUGUGAUUCGUUCGCUUAUUUUUGGCUUAGGUGUGUAGUUUUUAAGAUACGUAUUCCAGUAAAGUAGUUAUUCUGCUUUUCAAAAUUUUGUAUUAUUUUGAAAUUCAGUUACUAUUUCAAGUUUAAUGCCACUCGUCACUUGAAGCUUAAUAUUAUCAAUCAUUCAUCUAUUUUAGGCUUAGAUGUGUAAUUACAGGGACUGUCAUGUGCGUAUACAGGGACUGCCACGUGCAGGCUUGUGGAGAAAAACACCAGUCAAAACAGUCUGCAGUGCAUGUAGGUGUGGCAACGAAACACCAACUUAAAUUGGCAACUUUUCCUCACACCUGCAUUUCCUUAUGCACACCAACAUUUGAUUUAAGGAAAGAAAUGAGGUUUGUAUUAAGCAUAUAUCUGAUAGCGCUGACGGGUCCCUGGCUCGUCAGCUGCGCCACGAGGCCUCACCGGCCACUGGCGCAGUGUGUCAGGGACCGGCAGGAGCUGAUCGUCUUGAGCAGCACUGCCCUGGCUGAGAGGUUGAACCUCACCCAGAGGGUCACCUCUCUGAAGGAGGCUCUGCAGGGUGCCCAAGAGGAACACCUUGCAUUGAGCCGAGAACACACCGGGCUGCUCUCUGAGCACCUGGUUGUGUUGGACGCCCUCCGCACGCUGCAGGGCGAGCACCGCAGCCUGCAGGAGGAGCAGGCGGGCCUGCACAGGGAACACCUGGGCCUUGCAAAAGGCCACCAGGAGACUGUGCGGGAACUUGACCGCCUGAAGGAAGACCACGCUGUGGUCCGGAAGGAGCUGAACAGGCUCCAAAAGAAGCACUUUGGCCUGAAGAGUGGUCACUUCAGGCUGAAGAAGGACUAUACUGACCUGACCACUGAGAGAGCAAGGCUGAAAAGCGUUGCGCAGCAGAAGGAGCAACACCUGCGCCUUUUGCUCCACGAAAAGGACCUGCUCUCCCUGGCUCUGCAGGAGAGGGAAAAAGAAAAUGAUAUGUUGAAGGAGAGUCUGGUAAGCAUAGCGCGCCAGAAGGAUGAAAAUCUACGCCUUCUGUGGCAAGAAAAGCACCAGCUCUCCAUCUCUCUGCAGGAAAAACAGGAAGAAAAUAACAUACUAAAGGAAGAGCUCAAAAAGAUGAUAAAAGUCAGUGAGGAAAUGAUUCUGAAGAAAAAAGAGGAAGAUUACUUGUUCCAUGAAGAGCUCAGAAGAUUGAUGGAUGUCAACGAGGAAAUGACUGUGCAAGGAAAAGAGGAAGAAGAUGCCAUUCUGCAUGAACAAAUGCAAAAAUUGAUGAAUGUCAACGAGGAAAUGGCUGUGCAGGAAAAAGACGACAUAUUGCAUGAAGAGCUCAGAAGACUGAUGGAUGUUAGCGAGGAAAUGGCUCUGCAGGUAAAAGAGGACAUGAUGCAUAAAGAGCUGGAAAUGUUGAUGGAUGUCAGCGAGGAAAUGGUUCUACAGGAAAGAGAGGAAGAAGUUGCGAUGUUGCAUGAAGAGCUAGAAAAACUGACGGAUGUCAGCGAAGAAAUGGCUGUGCAGGAAAGAGAGGAAGAAGAUGCGAUGUUGCAUGAAGAGCUAGAAAAACUGAUGGAUGUCAGCGAGGAAAUGGCUGUGCAGAAAAAAGACGACUUAUUGUAUGAAGAGCUAGAAAGGUUGAUGGAUAGCAACGAAGAAAUGGCUGUGCAGGAAAAAGACGACAUGUUGCAUGAAGAGCUAGAAAGGUUGAUGGAUAGCAACGAGGAAAUGGCUGUGCAGGAAAAAGACGACUUGUUGCAUGAAGAGCUAGAAAGACUGUUGGAUGUCAAUGAGGAAAUGGCUGUGCAGGAAAAAGACGACUUGUUGCAUGAAGAGCUAGAAAGGUUGAUGGAUAGCAACGAGGAAAUGGCUGUGCAGGAAAAAUACGACUUGUUGCAUGAAGAGCUCAGAAGAUUGAUGGAUGUCAGAGAGGAAAUGGCUCUGCAGGUAAAAGAGGACAUGUUGCAUGAAGAGCUCAGAAGAUUGAUGGAUGUUAGCGAAGAAAUGGCUCUGCAGGUAAAAGAGGACAUGAUGCAUGAAGAGCUGGAAAUGUUGAUGGAUGUCAACGAGGAAAUGGCUGUGCAGGAAAGAGAGGAAGAAGAUGUGAUGUUGCAUGAAGAGCUAGAAAAACUGAUGGAUGUCAGCGAGGAAAUGGCUCUGCAGGAAAGAGAGGAAGAAGAUGUGAUGUUGCAUGAAGAGCUAGAAAAACUGAUGGAUGUCAGCGAGGAAAUGGCUGUGCAGGAAAAAGAGGAAGAAGAUGCGAUGUUGCAUGAAGAGCUAGAAAAACUGAUGGAUGUCAGCGAGGAAAUGGCUGUGCAGGAAAGAGAGGAAGAAGAUGCGAUGUUGCAUGAAGAGCUAGAAAAACUGAUGGAUGUCAGCGAGGAAAUGGCUGUGCAGGUAAAAGAGGAUAUGUUACAUGAAGAGAUGGAAAGGUUGAUGGAUGGCAACGAGGAAAUCGCUGUGCUGGAAAAUGAUGCCAUGUUGCUGGAAAGCUUGAUGUAUCUGCAGGUAAAGGAGGAAAUGUUGACUGAAGAGGUGGAAAGUUUGAUGGAUGGCAAUGAGGAAAUAGUUGUGCUGGAAAAUGAUGCCAUGUUGCUGGAAAGGUUGAUGUAUCUGCAGGUAAAAGAGGACGUGUUGACUGAAGAGCUGGAAAGUUUAAUUGAUGUCAGCGAGGAAAUGGCUCUACAGGAAAGAGAAGCAGUGAAAGCUGAGGAGCAGGAAAACCGCCAGAUGAAUUUUGAAGAAAAUAACUUGGUGAAGAAAGAACCGCUGAAGGAAUUCGUGGAGGAUGAUUACUUUCCCUCUUAUAGCAGUGUGGCAGAAGGACGCACUGAGACAGGCGCGAUGCCUUUCGAGCAUCAAGACGGCCAAGAAGAAGAGCACAAGAUGAGCGUUCCGAUGACCCUCGCCAAGUACAAGGCGUUCAUUACUGGUGAUGGGUCUCAGAGCGACAUCUUGGAAAGCUUUUACUCAAAGGUACGAGUCUCCCUCUUAGAGAACCAAAAAAUCCUUGACUCAUAUAUGACUUCCGACGCCACAGAGAAAAAGUCUGAGAAGUGACAUUCAUUAAAAACACUUCCUCUGUGGCGUCGGAUGGAGCAGACGACUUGAGGAGGCUGAGAAGUAACAGCCUCCCAAGAAAAUCAAAGGAUAUUUUAUUUCAGUUUCUUAAUGGACGGACGACUUGAGGAGGCUGAGAAGUAACAAACUCCCAAGAAAAUCAAAGGAUAUUUUAUUUCUGCUUCUUAAUGGACGGAUGACUUGAGGAGGCUGAGAAGUAACAAACUCCCAAGAAAAUCAAAGGAUAUUUUAUUUCAGUUUCUUAAUGGACGGACGACUUGAGGAGACUGAGAAGUAACAAACUCCCAAGAAAAUCAAAGGAUAUUUUAUUUCAGUUUCUCAAUGGAUGGACGACUUGAGGAGGCUGAGAAGUAACAGCCUCCCAAGAAAAUCAAUGGAUAUUUUAUUUCUGCUUCUUAAUGGACGGAAGACUUGAGGAGGCUGAGAAGUAACAAACUCCCAAGAAAAUCAAUGGAUAUUUUAUUUCUGCUUCUUAACGGACGGAAGACUUGAGGAGGCUGAGAAGUAACAGCCUCCCGAGAAAAUCAAUGGAUAUUUUAUUUCUGUUUCUUAAUGGACGGAUGACUUGAGGAGGCUGAGAAGCAACAGCCUCCCGAGAAAAUCAAAGGAUAUAUUAUUUUAGUUUCUUAAUGGACGGACGACUUGAGGAGGCUGAGAAGUAACAGCCUCCCGAGAAAAUCAAUGGAUAUUUUAUUUCUGCUUCUUAAUGGACGGAAGACUUGAGGAGGCUGAGAAGUAACAGACUCCCAAGAAUAUCAAUGGAUAUUUUAUUUGUUUCUUAAUGGACGGACGACUUGAGGAGGCUGAGAAGUAACAGCCUCCCGAGAAAAUCAAAGGAUAUAUUAUUUUAGUUUCUUAAUGGACGGACGACUUGAGGAGGCUGAGAAGUAACAGCCUCCCGAGAAAAUCAAAGGAUAUAUCAUUUUAGUUUCUUAAUGGACGGACGACUUGAGGAGGCUGAGAAGUAACAGCCUACCGAGAAAAUCAAAGGAUAUUUUAUUUCAGUUUCUUAGUGGACGGACGACUUGAGGAGGCUGAGAAGUAACAGCCUCCCGAGAAAAUCAAAGGAUAUAUUAUUUUAGUUUCUUAGUGGAUGGAGCAGACUUUAGGAGGCUAUGAAGUAACAGCCUCCUAAAAAAUCAAGGGAUAUUUUCAUAUAGUUUCUUAAUGGAUGGAGGAGGCUGAGAAAUAACAGCCUCCAAAGAAAAUCAAAGGAGAACAUUUUAUUUCAGUUUCUUAAUGGAUGGAUGGACGACCUGAGAAGGCUGAGAAGUAACAGCCUCCUAAAAAAUCAAAGGAUAUUAUCGUUCAGUUUCUUAAUGGAUGGAGGAGGCUGAGAAGUAACAGCCUCCUAAAAAAUCAAAGGAUAUUAUCGUUCAGUUUCUUAAUGGAUGGAGGAGGCUGAGAAGUAACAGCCUCCUAAAAAAUCAAAGGAUAUUAUCGUUCAGUUUCUUAAUGGAUGGAGGAGGCUGAGAAGUAACAGCCUCCUAAAAAAUCAAAGGAUAUUUUCGUUCAGUUUCUUAAUGGAUGGAGGAGGCUGAGAAGUAACAGUCUCCUAAAAAAUCAAAGGAUAUUUUCGUUCAGUUUCUUAAUGGAUGGAGGAAGCUGAGAAGUAACAGCCUCCCAAGAAAAUCAAAGGAUAGCAUUUUAGUUCAGUUUCCUAAGACUUUGAGAUUUUGUUUACCUUCACUUUU
Messenger RNA from Scylla paramamosain (green mud crab), 5106 nucleotides. Its product is annotated as trichohyalin-like. The coding region runs from base 536 to 3391 and encodes 951 amino acids. The transcript has a single exon. The record is from RefSeq and is a predicted model, not a curated record. Lineage: Eukaryota; Metazoa; Arthropoda; Malacostraca; Decapoda; Portunidae.